CGUCAUCGAGAACCAGCAGACGCUGACGACCUUGACCCGGGCUGACACCAGGACGCUGCGGGACCUCAGGAGCCUCACCAUCUCGGGGUCGGGGCUGCAGCACGUCUCUGCCGAUGCCUUCCUGGACACCCCCAGGCUGAGCCACGUGAAUCUCUCCUCCAACGCCCUGCACAGCCUUUCCUGGAAGACCUUCCAGCAUCUGCCCCUGCAGGAGCUCAUCCUGGUGGGAAAUCCCUUCAACUGUUCCUGCGGCCUCCGCUGGCUGCAGCUCUGGCAGAACGGGAGCCGGGCCGAGCUGGGGAACCAGUCACUGGGCUGCUGGGAGGGCAGCGUGCUGGUCCCCUUGGGCAGCCAGCCCCUCCGCGCCUGCGAGCCCCCGACCGUCCGCAUCGAGCACCCCGAGGCGGUGCUGCGCCAAGGGGACAGCGUCAACCUCACCUGCCGCAUCGCCGCCGAGCCGCCGGCCACCGGGGAAUGGGUGAUCCCCGAGGUGGGACCCGAGCUGCCCGUCAUCACCAAGCUCUCGGACUGGGAGAUCGUCCUGGAGAUCAUCAACGUCUCGUCCAACCUCAACCACAAAGACCUGACGUGCCGGGCGGAGAACGCGGCGGGGCUGGCGGAGGACAGCGUGAUGCUGAACGUCACCUUCCCCCCAGUGAUCCUGCUCCUGCACGAAGCCAUUCCCCAGCACUUCUGGUGCAUCCCCUUCUCGGUGGACGGCAAUCCGGUCCCCAGCAUCCGCUGGCUUUUCAACGGCACGGCCUUGACCGAGGGUCCCUACAUCCACACCCGCAUCGUGGAAUACGAGCACAACUCCACCGUCCUCCACGGCUGCCUCCAGCUCAACCGUCCCACGCACGUCAACAACGGCAACUACACCCUCCUGGUCCGUAACCCCCUGGGCUUCGCCGCCCGCAGCGUCCAGGGGCGUUUCAUGGAAAACCCCUUCAGCUUCAGCCCCGAGGAGCCCAUCCCUGUGUCUCUGUCUCCACUGGGCACCAGGAACAGCUCGCUGGAGGGGCCCGUGGAGACGACGGACGAGCACACGUUCGGGGUCUCGGUGGCCGUGGCGCUGGCUGGGGUCGCCACCCUCUUCCUCUCCGUCAUGCUCAUCGUGCUCAACAAGUGCGGGCGCCGGUCCAAGUUCGGCAUUAACCGCUCGGCGGUGCUGGCCCAGGAGGACGACCUGGCCAUGUCCCUGCACUUCAUGAACCUGGGCAGCAGCCCCCUCUCCUCGGCCGAGAGCAAGCUGGAGGGGCUGAAGAGCAACUUCAUCGAGAACCCCCAGUAUUUCUGCGAUGCCUGCGUGCACCACGUGCAGCGACGGGACAUCGUGCUGAAGUGGGAGCUGGGCGAAGGCGCCUUCGGGAAGGUUUUCUUGGCCGAGUGCUACAACCUCCUCCCGGAGCAGGAGAAGAUGCUGGUGGCCGUGAAGGCGCUGAAGGAGGUGACGGAAAGCACCCGCUUGGAUUUCCAACGUGAAGCCGAGCUGCUGACGGUGCUGCAGCACGAACACAUCGUCAAGUUUUACGGCGUCUGCACCGAGGGCGAACCCCUCAUCAUGGUCUUCGAGUACAUGAAGCACGGCGACCUCAACCGCUUCCUCAGGUCCCACGGCCCCGACGCCAAGAUCCUGGACCAGGGGCAGGGACAGCCCUGCGGGCAGCUGACGCUGAGCCACAUGCUGCAGAUCGCCACGCAGAUCGCUUCGGGCAUGGUCUACCUCGCCUCCCUCCACUUCGUCCACCGUGACUUGGCCACCCGCAACUGCCUGGUGGGCCACGACCUGGUGGUGAAGAUCGGGGAUUUCGGCAUGUCCCGGGACAUCUACAGCACCGACUAUUACCGGGUGGGGGGCAGGACCAUGCUGCCCAUCCGCUGGAUGCCCCCCGAGAGCAUCCUCUACCGUAAAUUCACCACCGAGAGCGAUAUCUGGAGCUUCGGCGUGGUGCUCUGGGAGAUCUUCACCUACGGGAAGCAGCCCUGGUACCAGCUCUCCAACACCGAGGUGAGCGAGCGGGGAGGAUGA
Molecule: messenger RNA, 2029 nt
Organism: Nipponia nippon (crested ibis)
Lineage: Eukaryota; Metazoa; Chordata; Aves; Pelecaniformes; Threskiornithidae
Source: RefSeq, a predicted model, not a curated record